AUCCGGUAUACGGAGAGACGGGGAAUCACGGUAACUGAGGCAAGAGCGAAACAAGGCUGUCUCUAAAGGGGCUUGUGCUUGUUCUGACACUCUUACAGCACCUCGCGGAUACACUCCAUUACACCCACAGUGAAAAAAACUCAAACACACCGUGGUAUGUUUCUUUUAUUCGUCCCUUUCUCUUCACCCUGACCACUAAGUCAAAGUGGCAGCCUUAAGAGUGAUGAUGUGACUGGGACUGCUUGGAAGAGUUUAUUUCUGGAGAUCUGACGUAUGAUCUAGGUCUACUAAAUUUAUAUUUAGGCCCAAUUUUUCCAGAUUGUUAGGUGCAUUUCUGUAGUACACGCCUUUCUGGUGCACUUGUGCUGAUAACACUUAUCCUCAUUUGUUUGCUGUGUGUUUGUGUGACUGUACGUAUUCUUAUGGCCUGCCACUGAACAAACUCAUUAAGGAACAAACUCUGCUUCAAACCAACCAGAAAAUUACCUCCCAAGUCGAACAGGACGACCCAAGGACAGACGAGCAGCGCCUCUGCCACAUCCAGUCAGAGCGCAGAGCCUAAUGAAGGCUUAGUUGGCUUAUCCAACGCUUAGGAUGUGUCACAUUCAACACCCCACUGAAUGUAACACCAGCCUUACUGCUUGUUGUAAUUUAAUUUUAGGAGUUUCUGAAGAAAAUUUCAACAUAACAUAAGCAAGUACAGCUUUGUAAUGGCCUGCUGCCUAAAAGCUAAAUGCAGCAUCAACCAAACGGGUUGAGCAGAAAUUUGCUGAGGUGUUAGUUAAGAAUGAUACAUCUGUGCCGGUUUGGUCAGGCCUUUGCUUUCUAGGAAGGAUCUAGUGACGGUCACCUGUGUCUCUACUCUACCUCGACUGCUGUAACACCCCGUAUGCUGGGCUGUUAGCCCUCGCUGUCACGGCUGCAAUUAGCACAGAAGGCUAAAGCUGGAAUCAUUUGUGGCAUAAUCUGCUUAACGGUCUUUUGCUUCUUUGCUUUUACUGUUUUUAUCUUUUGCCUUUAUGCUUUUAUUUUGGCGAUGAUUUUGGGAAGUCUCCUCUUGUAAUAUUUUAUAGUUUAUGAUGUUAUCUGUUUUUAGGGUGCAACACUUGACUGGUGGUAGUAUGGUGUGCUGUAAAUGAAUGAAUGAAUGAAUGAACAAAUGAAUGAAUGAAUUCACUGACUGCUAAAUAAUAUAAACUGUUGUUUUCUUUAGCGAAACACAGACAUACUUAAUUUUUUGAGACAAUCCAAUUGUCACCACAAGAAAAAAAAUGUUACUUGACAUUUAAUGUCUUAAAAGGCACAGAAAUGACUGACCUGGCCCGCCACGCCAGUGCUUUCUUAUGGGAAGCACACGACCUGGUAACGCUCCUACUAAAAUAACUCCACCACCUGAGAAUUUUAACCGGGCCAAUCAGCGCUGAGUAUCGUAAGUCACACACCUCGCUCAGCUUUUCAUAAACAACAAAGACGGCGUCUGAGUUCGCUGCGGCUCUUUCCUCUACUCUAAAUGACUUGGACACGUCUUUAAAACCAAAAACAAGAAGAAGCGCUAAAAGCCUUUCUGCUAAAGUAAGAUGUUUGCACCGUCACCAGACGCCAUCUUUGACUACCGAUAAAAAACAACAUCCAGUCGUCAUAUCCACCUUUUUUCUGAUUGGUUAUUUUUGAGCUGGCUAGUCCCGCCCCUCAUGGUGGGCGGAUCCAGACUCGUCCUCUAUGUAGAAUAGACAGAGGACGAAUCCGGCAGGCCAGGCUACCGGUUUACAGCUUUUGACCUACAGUUUAGUGCAGCAACCGCUGACUCGUUGAUUUGCAUACUUUGAGAACUAAUGUAGAUCAUUGCAACAUUUUGUGAGGGUUACAUAUAGAUGGCUACCUGUUAACUCCAUUAUUUAUUGAAGAAAGAACUCAAUUAUAACCCGAAUGACACUUGGAAAUAGUUGAUUUUGAGUGGAUAUUUAGAGUAAACAGCUGGUCAAUGUUUUAUCAGUCAAUAACACAACUCUUGCUAAUCCUGUGGUAUUUCUGAGCCAGUAGCUUCCAAUUAAGUAGUGUUAUCUGGGGAGAUGUUGCUGACAGUAUCAAUACCAUCUAUGUGACCUUCUGUUCUUCUUCUCGUUCCUCGGUGCUCUCGAGUUGUCUCAUCUCCUUCCUUCCUGUACACUUACUGACUUUCCUCUCAGCUCUCACAUGUAUGGAUGUCACUUUUAAUUGUUCUUCACCAAACUUUUACUGAGACUGACAAAUGUCAUGAAUUUCCGUUCGGGUUUAUUACGAGAGUCUCAGACUGAGUGUCACCUAAAUGGUUUAAUUAUAAAGGUAAUUGUCGCCGCGUUGUAGCGCUGGGGACUCAACGGAGUACGAUUGCUUUUGCUAAUGCCCCUGCUAAAUCUACAGCAGCCUUCAGUAACAAUGUCAUUAUGUGUAUUUGUUUCUUUUUACAGUGAAGACUUGUGGCAGUAAUCUUCAGGGGCCUUCAGGGACUUUUACAUCUCCCAACUUCCCAAUCCAGUAUGACAGCAAUGCACAGUGUGUGUGGAUAAUUACGGCGUCGAAUCCCAACAAGGUGAUCCAGAUCAACUUUGAGGAGUUUGACCUGGAGAUAGCGUACGACACGCUAACUAUCGGAGAUGGAGGGGAGGUGGGAGAUCCUACAACUAUUCUACAAGUCCUAUCAGGAAGCUUUGUCCCUGACCUCAUCGUCAGUAUGACCCACCAGAUGUGGCUGCACCUUCAGUCGGAUGAGAGCGUUGGAUCUAUUGGGUUUAAGAUUAACUAUAAAGAAAUAGACAAAGAGAGUUGCGGUGACCCGGGAACUCCGCUCUACGGAAUACGAGAGGGAGACAACUUUUCCAACGGGGGAAUCCUGCGCUUCGAGUGCCAGUUUGGCUUUGAGCUGAUCGGAGAAAAGACCAUCUCCUGCCAGGACAACAACCAGUGGUCCGCAAACAUCCCCAUAUGCAUUUUCCCUUGCAUGUCCAACUUCACAGCUCCCUCAGGGACCGUCCUCUCUCCAGAUUACCCAGAAGGCUACGGGAACAACAUGAACUGUGUCUGGCUUAUCCAAUCGGACCCAGGCUCAAGAAUCCACUUGGCUUUUAACGAUUUCGACCUGGAGGCGCCGUACGAUUCCCUAACUGUGAAAGAUGGCGAGACAAACGAUGCCAAUGUCAUCGGGAGAUUCUCUGGAGCCGAGAGUCCAUCCCAUCUGACGUCGAACACCAACACGCUGAGGCUGGAGUUCCAGGCCGAUCACUCCAUGUCCGGCAGAGGGUUCAACAUCACAUACAGUACGUUUGGCCAUAAUGAGUGCCCAGAUCCUGGCAUCCCCAUCAAUGCUCGCCGCUUUGGAGACAGCUUUCAGCUUGGCAGCUCCAUCUCUGUGGUGUGUGAGGACGGUUUCAUCAAAACCCAAGGAGCUGAGACCAUCACCUGUCAGUUAGAGAGAGGAAAAGUCAUGUGGAGUGGGCCCAUUCCUAAAUGCGAAGCCCCAUGUGGGGGUCACUACUCAGCUCCAAGUGGGGUGAUCCUGUCUCCUGGGUGGCCCGGCUACUACAAAGAUUCCCUCAGCUGUGAGUGGGUGAUUGAAUCCGAGCCAGGACGUUCCAUCAAAAUAGCAUUUGACAGGUUCCAGACAGAGUUGGGCUACGACUUCCUGGAGAUCCACGAUGGGCCGAACCUCCUAUCUCCUCUGGUUGGCUCCUUCAAUGGCACCCAGGUGCCCCAGUUUCUGUUCAGCAGCAGCAACUUCCUCUAUCUCCUGUUUACCACGGAUAACAGCCGCUCCAAUGUUGGCUUCAAAAUACUCUACGAAAGUGUUACAGUGGACAGCUACUCCUGCCUGGAUCCCGGGAUUCCUGUGAACGGAAUUCGAUACGGACAAGACUUCUCCAUCGGGUCAACGGUGUCGUUUGGCUGUGAUUCGGGCUACAGACUCAGCCACGAAGAGCCGCUGGUCUGUGAAAAGAACCACUGGUGGAGUCAUCCUCUACCAACUUGUGAUGCCCUGUGCGGUGGUGAUGUUAGAGGUCCCUGGGGAACCAUCCUCAGUCCCGGCUAUCCAGACAGCUACCCUUCAUCUCUCAACUGUACCUGGACUGUUGAAGUCAGUCAUGGAAAAGGAGUCCAGUUUCAGUUCAACUCCUUUCAUCUCGAGGAUCAACACGACUACCUCUUGGUUACUGAGAAUGGGAGUUUCCAGCAACCGCUGGCUCGUCUGACCGGCAACGAGUUGCCUAGCAACAUCAAUGCCGGUCUCUAUGGCAACUUCAAAGCCCAGCUACGAUUCAUCUCUGACUUUUCCAUCUCAUACGAGGGCUUCAACAUAACUUUUUCUGAAUAUACAUUGGAGCCAUGUGAGGACCCGGGAAUGCCGCGAUUCGGCAGGAGAAACGGAUACAGUUUUGGAGUCGGGGACACUUUGUCCUUUUCCUGCAACAUGGGAUAUCGCCUGGAGGGGGCGCCAGAGUUAGUCUGCCUGGGAGGAGGGCGGAGAAUGUGGAGUGCUCCUUUACCUCGAUGUGUUGCCGAGUGUGGUUCUUCAGUUGUAAAUAAUGAAGGAAUACUCCUUUCUCCCAACUAUCCACUGAACUACGACAACAACCAUGAGUGCAUCUACAGCAUCCAGGUGCAAGCUGGGAAAGGCAUCAACAUUUCUGCGAGGACCUUCCAUCUCGCUCAGGGCGAUAUUCUCAAAAUUUAUGACGGGAAAGACAACACAGCCCAGGUUCUGGGAGCUUUUACUGGGUCAUCCAUGUUGGGCCUCACUCUGAUUUCCACAUCAAACCACCUUUGGCUGGAGUUUUAUAGUGAUUCAGAAAGCACCGGAGAAGGAUUCAAACUAGUCUACUCAAGUUUCGAAUUAUCUCACUGCGAGGACCCCGGCGUGCCUCAGUUUGGCUUCAAAGUCAACGACCAAGGCCAUUUCUCUGGGAGCAGCAUCACAUACAGAUGUGAGCCAGGGUACACGCUGCAUGGGGCCACCACACUGAAGUGUAUGACUGGUGAAAGGAGAGCUUGGGACAACCCUCUGCCUUCAUGUAUCGCCGAGUGCGGCGGACGCUUUAAAGGCGAGUCCUCCGGGAGGAUUCUUUCCCCUGGAUACCCCUUUCCUUACGACAACAACCUCCGCUGCACCUGGACCAUCGAGGUGGAUUCAGGGAACAUCGUGAGCCUGCAGUUCCUGGCCUUCGAUACUGAAGCCAGCCACGACAUGCUGAAGGUUUGGGACGGCCCACCUGAGAAUGAAAUGUCUCUGGCUGAGCUCAGUGGGUCUCUGCUCCCGGAGGGAAUCCACUCCACCCUAAACACCGUCACGGUUCAGUUUGAGACCGACUUUUACAUCAGCAAGUCGGGAUUUGCUAUUGAGUUCUCAAGCUCGGUGGCUACAGCCUGCAGGGACCCAGGUGUACCAAUGAAUGGUAGUCGUAGCGGAGAUGGCCGUGAGCCGGGGGAUUCGGUGUCCUUUCAGUGCGACCCUGGAUACGAGCUCCAGGGGGACGACAGAAUAACCUGCAUACAAGUGGAUAACAGAUACUACUGGCAGCCCAGUCCUCCCGUCUGCAUAGCACCUUGUGGAGGAAACCUGACAGGCUCCAAUGGAUUUAUACUCUCUCCUAACUACCCCCAUCCCUACCCUCACUCAAAGGACUGUGAUUGGCUCAUUGCUGUCAACUCUGACUACGUUCUGUCACUGGCUUUUAUCAGCUUCAACAUCGAGCCAAACUACGACUUCCUUUACAUUUACGACGGUCCGGACAGCAACAGUCCGCUGAUCGGCAGCUUCCAGGACAGCAAACUCCCAGAGAGGAUAGAGAGCAGCUCCAACACUAUGCACUUGGCAUUCCGCAGUGAUGGGUCGGUGUCUUACACCGGCUUUCACCUGGAAUACAAAGCUAAGCUGAGGGAGUCCUGCUUCGACCCCGGGGUGGUUCUGAAUGGAACCAGGCUGGGAUCCGAUUAUAAGCUGGGCUCGACGGUCACCUUCUACUGCGAAGCUGGAUAUGUCCUGCAGGGCUAUUCUACUCUAACCUGCAGUAUGGGAGAUGAUGGCAGGCCUGGAUGGAACAGGGCUUUGCCUAGCUGUCAAGCUCCGUGUGGAAGUCGCUCUACGGGUUCAGAUGGGACCGUUUUGUCCCCGAACUUCCCCAGAAACUAUACUUCUGGACAGACCUGCGUGUACUCCAUAUCUGUGCCGAGAGAGUUCGUCCUGUUUGGUCAGUUUGUGCUGUUCCAGACGUCUCUGAAUGACGUAGUGGAGAUUUAUGAUGGACCCACCCAACAGAACACACUUCUGUCCUCCUUGUCUGGUUCCCACUCAGGCGAAUCUCUCCCUUUGAGUUCAGGAAACCAAAUUACGAUCAAGUUCACCAUAGUUGGACCAGAAACCGCAAAAGGAUUUCAUUUUGUCUACCAAGCUGUACCUCGAACCAGCUCCACUCAGUGCAGCUCAGUCCCGGAGCCACGCUUCGGGAAACGUCUGGGUAAUGACUUUGCAGUUGGCUCAUUGGUGCAGUUUGAGUGCAACCCUGGUUACGUCCUCCAUGGCUCCUCGGCCAUUCGUUGUGAGAGCGUACCGGACAACCUGGCGCAAUGGAAUGACACUCUGCCGACAUGCAUGGUUCCCUGUGGAGGUGUAUUGACCUCUCGCCGUGGAACCAUCCUGUCGCCAGGCUACCCAGAGCCGUAUGACAACAACCAGAACUGUGUGUGGAAGGUCUCUGUUCCAGAAGGGGCUGGCAUACAGAUUCAAGUUGUGAGUUUUGCUACUGAGCACAACUGGGAUUCAUUGGAUUUUUAUGAUGGUGCCGACAACCACGCACCUAGACUGGGCAGCUACUCUGGAACCACCAUCCCCCCUCUUCUGAACAGCACAUCUAACAACCUCUAUCUCAGCUUUACCUCUGAUAUCAGUGUCUCCGCUGCUGGGUUUCACCUGGAAUAUACCGCUAUCGGUCUGGAAUCAUGCCCGGAGCCUCAAACUCCAAACUACGGAGUUAGACAAGGAGACAGAUUCAUGGUGGGGGAUGUUGUGCAGUUUUCGUGCGAACAAGGAUACUCUCUUCAGGGCAAUGCUCACAUCACCUGUAUGCCUGGACCAGUCAGAAGGUGGAACUAUCCAGUGCCGUUGUGUAUCGCUCAGUGUGGUGGUACUAUGACGGAUGUAAGUGGAGUCAUUCUAAGUCCCGGUUACCCUGGCAACUAUCCCAGUGGAUUAGACUGCACAUGGGCUGUCAAUUUACCUGUUGGCUUUGGGAUUCAUCUCAAGUUUCUAAACUUCUCCACCGAAGCGAUCCAUGAUUACCUAGAGAUUCGUAGUGGAACGCUGGAGACGGGCUCGGUGAUUGACCGGUUCAGCGGUCCGGUCAUUCCUAAACCGCUGUUCAGCACCACCCAUCAAACCACCUUCUUUUUCCACAGCGACUACUCACAAAACAAGCCUGGGUUCCACAUCACGUAUCAAGCCUACCAGCUCCAGAGUUGUCCUGACCCUCGGCCAUUCCGAAACGGCAUUGUGAUUGGCACAGACUUCAGCGUCGGGAUGACAGUGUCAUUUGAGUGUCUCCCUGGAUAUUCUCUGAUUGGAGAAGCUUCUCUGACAUGUUUACAUGGAAUCAGCAGGAACUGGAACUACCCACUUCCACGCUGUGAAGCUCUUUGCGGCGGGAACAUCACAUCAUUGAAUGGAACCAUUUACUCACCCGGACACCCCGAGGAAUACCCGAACUUCCAGGACUGUGUGUGGAGUGUGAGAGUUCCUCCGGGACACGGGAUUUACAUCAACUUCACCGUCCUGAGCACCGAGCCCAUUUAUGACUACAUUACCGUCUGGGACGGUCCGGAUCAAUCAUCCCCUCAGAUUGGCCAGUUUAGUGGGAACACAGCGCUGGAGUCUGUCUAUUCGACCUCCAACAUCAUCCUCAUUAAAUUCCACUCUGACUUCUCUGGAUCCGGCUUCUUUGUCUUAAGUUACCACGCCUACCAAUUAAGGAUUUGCCAGCCUCCCCCAGAAGUGGCCAACUCUGACAUACUGAUGGAGGACGGAGAGCUGGAGAUAGGUGACAUCAUCAGAUACAAAUGCCAUCCUGGAUUCUCAUUGGUCGGCAGUGAGAUUCUUACGUGUCGUUUAGGAGAGAGGCUGCAGAUGGAUCUUCCUCCUCCAAUGUGUCAAGUUCAGUGUCCCGCUCAGGAGGUGCGAUACGACUCAUCGGGCGUCAUUCUCAGCCCGGGCUGGCCAGAAAGCUACCCGAACCUCCAGAUGUGCUCGUGGAGCGUUAACGUGGAGAAAGGAUACAAUGUCACCAUAACCUUUGAGAGUUUCCACACCGAGAGAGAGUUUGAUGUGCUGGAGAUUUCUGAUGGUCCCACGCCCAACAGUCCAACUCUGGCAACACUGAGCGGCGACCUGCCGACACCCUUUAACAUCACCACCUCCGGUCACCAGUUUCUGGUCCGCUGGUCGUCAGACCACGGCACCAACAAGAAAGGCUUCAGAAUUCGCUAUGUUGGUGAGUACCAAACCCAGUACUGCUCCACCCCAGACUCUCCCCUCCAUGGCUCUAUAUCCUCCCAGACUGGCGGCCAUGUUAACAGCGUGGUGCGGUGGGCGUGCGACCGUGGUUACCGUCUUAUAGGCAACGGCACAGCGACCUGCCGUCGUACACCUCUGGGGUACCACGCCUGGGACUCGCCAGUUCCCGCGUGUCAAGCUGUCUCCUGCGGGCCACCCAAGGCUCCCAUAAAUGGCGGGGUGCUAACAGCUGACUACUCCGUGGGAACAAGAGUUUCCUAUUUUUGUAAUGACGGGUACAGGCUCUCCAGUAAAGAACUGACAUCAGCCAUCUGCCAGCCUGACGGAACGUGGAGCAACCACAAUAAGAUACCGAGAUGUUCAGUUGUUGUGUGUCCGAGCAUCGGCUCCUUUUCUCUGGAGCACGGACGAUGGAGGAUAGUCAACGGCUCACACUACGAGUACAGAACUCGCAUUGUGUUCACUUGCGACCCAGGAUACUAUAGAUUAGGCCCCGCCCACAUCCAGUGCCUUUCCAAUGGGGUGUGGAGCUGGAAGAACGAAAGGCCACACUGCCAAGUUAUCUCCUGUGGCGAGCUGCCUUCUCCUCCCAAUGGGAAGAAGAUUGGUACUCAGAUGACAUUCAGUGCCACGGCCAUCUUUACCUGCGACGCUGGCUUCAUGCUGGUGGGGUCAGCUGUCAGGGAGUGCCUGUCGUCUGGGCUCUGGAGUGGAACAGAAACCCGAUGUUUAGCUGGUCACUGUGGAAUCCCCGAGGGCAUCGUAAACGGCCAGGUGAUCGGGGAGAACUUUGGGUACCGUGACACAGUUGUGUAUCAAUGUCUCCCUGGCUAUCGCCUGAUUGGUUCAUCAGUUCGAAUCUGUCUCCAAGACAACCAGUGGUCCGGACAGCUGCCAAUCUGCAUACCGAUCAGUUGUGGACAUCCAGGAAGUCCCAUUUAUGGACGUACUGUGGGGAACGGCUUCAACCUCAACGACGUGGUCAGCUUUGUUUGCAACCGUGGUUAUGAAAUGGAGGGGCCCGCUCGUGCUCAGUGCCAGGCCAACCGCCAGUGGAGCCACCCGCCCCCAACGUGUAAAGGUGGGGAGAAAAUGGUCAAUUGCUCCGAUCCUGGUAUCCCUGCCAACUCCAUUCGGCAGAGCAAAAUAGAGCAUGGAAACUUCACGUUUGGCACGGUGGUGUUCUACGACUGUAACCCUGGGUAUUACCUGUUUGGAUCACCUGUACUCACCUGCCAACCGACGGGACAGUGGGACAAACCCCUUCCUGAGUGCAUAGUCAUAGAUUGCGGCCACCCUGGCUCUCCCCCCAAUGGUGUGCUGAGCGGAGAUAAGUUUACAUUUGGUUCAACUGUUCGAUAUUCCUGUCUGGGCGGGAGACAACUGAAAGGAGAAUCGUCCCGGACGUGUCAGCUCAAUGGGAUGUGGAGCGCCCCCAUGCCCUUUUGCUCCGGCGACAUCGCCGGUUCCUGUGGUGAUCCGGGCAUUCCCUCCCAAGGUUCAAGGGAGCAAACAGAUUUCAGGAUCCGUUCCAAGGUUUUCUUCACCUGCUCAGAGGGCUAUGAGCUUAUUGGAUCCUCUGAAAGGAUGUGCUUCCCCAAUGGGACUUGGUCUGGCACGCAUCCUUUCUGCAAACCUGUCCAGUGUGGUAAUCCUGGAACUCCCAGCAACGGCAGAGUAUUCCGUCUGGAUGGAACCACGUUCUCUCAUUCGGUCAUUUACUCCUGCAUGGAUGGCUACCUGCUGACCGGCGCCACCACACGGCUGUGUCAGGCCAAUGGGACAUGGUCGGGAUUACAACCCAACUGUACCAUGAUAAACUGCGGUGAUCCCGGCGUUCCCGCCAACGGCCUUCGCUAUGGAGAGGACUUCACGAUUGGUCAGAAUAUUUCCUUCCAGUGCCAGCCGGGAUACAGGAUGGAGGAGGAAGGGUCACCUGUCAGGAUGUGCACCCAAAAUGGGACAUGGAGUGGAACCAUGCUGACAUGUACAGCGGUGACCUGCGCAGCGCCCCCUGCCAUCAGCAGCGGGGUGCUGCAGGGCAGUGACUUUGAAUGGGGCAGCAGCGUGAGCUACAGCUGCUCACCUGGAUACGAGCUCUCGUUCCCGGCCGUCCUGACCUGCGUGGCCAAUGGCACCUGGAGCGGCAUGCUUCCUCAGUGCUUACCCAAGUUUUGUGGUGACCCGGGGACUCCAGUUGGUGGUUUCAGAGAGGGGCGGAGUUUCAUCUACCAAUCAGAAGUGUCCUUCACCUGUUCUCCACCUUUAAUACUGGUCGGCACGGCAACCAGGCUGUGUGAAAGUGAUGGUACCUGGAGCGGAACGCAGCCACGCUGCAUCGAGCCGACCAAAACCAGCUGCGAUAACCCCGGAACGCCACGCUACGGCUCCUUAAACCGGACCUACGGAUUCAAGGUGGGGAGCGUGGUGUCAUUUCAGUGCCAUCCAGGUCAUUUGCUUCAGGGAUCUUCUUCUAGAACCUGCCAGCCUGAUCUGACGUGGAGUGGAAUACAACCGGAGUGCAUACCCCACGCCUGCAAGCAGCCAGAGAGCCCGCUCCAUGUGGACGUGGUGGGAAUGGAUCUGCCAGGUUUCGGCUACACCUUGGUGUACAGCUGUCAGCACGGGUACUUCCUGGCCGGGGGAUCUGAGCACAGAGUCUGCAAGAGUGAUGGCACUUGGACUGGAAAGAUGCCAGCGUGCAGAGCUGGAGAAAAGAAGAAACCAGUGAAACCAGUAACAGGAACGCCCAGCCCAAAACUCCAUGUUCCGGACGAUGUUUUUGCGCCAAACUACAUAUGGAAGGGUUCCUACAAUUACCGUGGCAGGAAGCAACCUAUGACACUGAGCAUCACCAGCUUCAACUCCACAACAGGGAGAGUCAACGUUAGCCUUAGCAAUGGCAAUCUGGAGCUGCUCCUGUCAGGAGUCUAUAAGACUUCAGAGGCCAGACUGAUGCUUCUGAUGUAUCAGGUGAACUAUGUGAACCAGGGGACCCAGAUGAAAGAUUCAGCCAUCUCUCCAGCGAAGAUCAUGGACGACUCAUGGACUAUGGAUGGAUUUGUUUCAGCAGAGCCUGAUGGUUCCAGCUACGUAUUCCAGGGUUUCAUUCAGGGAAAGGACUACGGACAGUUCGGACUGCAGCGACUCGGUCUGAACACGUCAGAGAGUCAAAACUCACCACCCCCCCAGCUCGGUACCAACAGCAGCUCUGUGGCCAUCGCUAUCCUGGUGCCUUUCUUCGCUCUGAUCUUCACUGGCUUUGGCUUUUAUCUCUACAAACAGAGCCGACAGCAUGGAUGCCCUCAGAGCUGUGCUCGCUUUAUCAGUUGUCCAAGCGGAAUUACUGCACCUUGCGGAAGACCGCAGACGAAGGACGAGGUUAAGAACAGCUAUUGCCCGGCGCAUGGCUUCUCCACGUCCAAGAACCACACCAAAAACGCAGUACACCGGCUGUUCAGUCCACGAAAACAACAACGGCCAGGCAGCCUUUGAGAAUCCCAUGUACAACACAAACACCAAGGCCGUCGAGGGAAAAGCUGUGAGGUUCGAUCCGAAUCUAAACACCGUCUGCACCAUGGUCUGAUCUCCCGGGCUCAGAUAUCCAGCGGGACCACGGCAUGGAAGUGAGAGAGGAAAGAGUUUGGGCCAAAACCCGACCUUCCCUUUGAUGACAGUAUUUUUAUGCACACAUGGAUACAGAAAUGAGCCAAACAUCAAGAUUAAAUGUGCUAGAAGAUGUGAACACAAACCAGAAGUUCAGCUAGCCCCUAAAUUUGUCACCAGGUGAAACGCUGCCUUGGUGAGAAAACGGAGACGAUAUCCAUCAGGAUAAAAGCCAACGAGUGACUGGUGAUGUCAUCAAACAACCCCAGUUUUGGUUCAACGUUGUCUCCAGCAGACUAUUGCUAAACCAACGGACUCCAACUAGAGAGGACAAUCUCCUGUCUCCAUGGCAACCUGAGACAGGUAUUAGCCACCUCCAUUUUUUUUUUUUCCCACUUACACGGACACAAGGAAGGCUGAUGCUAGCCGCCGGACAUCCCCGGAGACGGAGCAGUAAUCCCAACUGAGCUGGGAUUAGAGCAAAGCCAAACUACAAGGAGUGAGUGCUAACAGAACAGAUGAGGUCGACUCAUCUAACGGACAACACUGCCUUUUCCCAACCUCGGAGUAAGAGAGGGAGGGGUGGUGGUAACGAGAUGAAGGAAGCUCCUAACUGAACUAGACGGGAUUUUACAAUCUUAACACGGCCAAUCAGAACCUGUCUAACCUGAAAUAAUCUAGUGUGAGACGAGUCCUACAUACCCAAUCAGAUCAAGAAGAGGCCGAAUGAAAACAGAGGACUCUGAGAAGCUCUGGCACUAAAGCACAUUUCAGCGUCUCUAUCAGAUUAGCAGAUUUACAGAUGGAGACAGAAACCCGACAGGCAGGGCAGAGGAAAAACAGACCGGGUUUUCACCCCACGACUGUGGACGACGGUCCACUGUGAUUCUGCACUCUGGGAGUGCUUACCUUCUGUUUGUUACUGCUGCAGAAUCUUCUGAUCUGUAAAUCUAUUGCAUAUAUAUUCUGGAGCAUUCACCACCUAUAUUUUUGUGCUAUAUAUUUACCACGAGGGAGGGGCAGAGACAGAUUAUAACAGUUUUUAGGAGAAAAAAAAAGCAAACUGCAACCACGUGCUGUCCACAAGAGUCCCAGAUUUUUGGUUCCAUCAUAACUUCUCGUGUAGCAUGAAGUUCCUCUCACUGGUGUCCAGAUGCAACAAUCAUCCUUCAGAUCAAUGUUCACACACUUUUUAUCAAAGCCUGAAUUGUUAGAAGUUUUUAUCACAUCAUAGUCUAAGUCGAUAGUGUUGUCUGGCCUCGUGUGUGCUUGAACAGGAAUCCCAUUAAAUACAAUUUCAAUUUAAAGGCAUACUUUGCAACUUUUUACCAUAAAACAACUAAGUUAACAGGUGUUUCUAAAUGUUUGUCAUUGUUUUAGUGGGAAACCAUGGCUACUAGCUGACACGUACUUCAUCGCUAUGGUGACAUCAUGCCUCUUAAUCACGUUUACACCGGUUGUUGCUGCUCUUAUUUGUUUUUAUUUAAUUGAGAAUCUGACUCAGUGCCUACCAAAAACCACAGGACCCUCCCUGCCAUCAACAACACCGUAUGCUCGAUCACAUGGACGCAGGUACCCCACCCAUUAUUUUCCCCACAGGCUUUUCCUAUGACCGACCGCAAUAAGACCCAUGUGAUUUAAAAGACUUAUAGCCGUUCCUGCCUGGGGAAAUUGAAAAUAUUCACUGUUUGAGAAAAAAAAGACGAAAUAUAGAAUAAAAAAGUGUUUUGUACAGAAAUAUAUUUUUAUGAUGAAAUUAUUUGUAAAAUGUAUGAAUCUAUUAUGUAAAUUUUCAAUGCAAUGUAAAAUUAAAAAAGCCUAAUUGCUUUUGUAAAA
This is a messenger RNA of Nothobranchius furzeri (turquoise killifish), 13975 nucleotides long. The record is from RefSeq and is a predicted model, not a curated record. Lineage: Eukaryota; Metazoa; Chordata; Actinopteri; Cyprinodontiformes; Nothobranchiidae.